GAAACGGAACGGGAGAGGCAGGGAGGCGUUGAUGGAACUGUCCUUGUGUGCAUAUCAUUCUGCUGAUUCUGGUUAUAUACUGAGCACUCGGCACAGACGUGCGAAAUGUAUAAGGGAGUGCGCUCAAGAAAGACUAUGUGGUGAUUCGAAUGUGGUGAGGGAGACGAUGGAAACAUUUGACCAAGUAUGACGUAUCAGCGCAUUCAGGAACAACUUCAACGCCAAUCCAGACGCCGCUCCUAUCGUGCCGGUUAUCAGCCAGAACCUUUCGCCGUAUGUGACUCUGGAUGUUUGAAAAGUCAACACAACACGUCGCCAUGAUUUCGACGACAGUGGCUCUGUGAAGACCAGCUAUCAUUGAAGAUUGAUGCCUGUUGCGAGAGAGCAGUUGCUGUCCGCUUUUACCACGACCUCUUUCGAUCACGGACGAGAGCCAUGCCCACAGACACCUCAGCGCUCCUGACCAACGGGGCUGAUGCGUCCUCGAAGGCAACAUCACCUCCCAUGACUGCAACAACCUCUGUCCUCGACCCUUCCAACUUUCCUCAAACCCUGUCCUCUGAAACCAUCUACAUCUCCCUUGUCUACGGCCCUCUCGAUAUCCCAGCGUACUUGCGAUUCACCCGCUCCCCCACAGCCGGCGCCAACGUUCUGUUUCUAGGCACCACCCGCAACAACUUCGACCAUCGCCCUGUCUCCCGGCUUUCAUAUUCUGCCUACCCUUCGCUCGCCCUCAAGUCUCUCCACGCUAUUGCUGAGGACGUGCAGAAGAAGCAUGGGCUAGAGAAGGUGGUAAUCGUCCACCGACUGGGCGAAGUCAAGGUAGAAGAGGAGAGCAUUGCCGUUAGCGUGAGCAGCGGGCAUCGUGCAAGUGGCUGGAAAGGCGCCGAAGAGAUCCUGGAGAGAGUCAAGGCUCGAGCAGAGAUCUGGAAGAGGGAGUGGUUCGCGGACACUGGGGAAGUCGAAGAGGGCGUUUGGAGAGCAAACAGGGAUACAGAUGGACACGGGAAUAUUCUACGGCCACACUAAGGCCGCCCUACGCCCACAGGGAGUCAUGCUGGUGGUACGCACGCCGGCCUUUCUCAUCUCGACGGUGAAUCGCAAUGGUGCGUGCAGGAUGACUUCCUCCGCUAUUCUGGAUGGGCUGCCAGGUUCAUGAACCAUCUGUGGGGUUCUUCCACAUGUCUGUCGGUGACAAAAUGGGAAUCAUUGACAUGGGCAAGGUUGAUCUCACGCUGGCGUCGCCGCGCAUCGACAGCAAGCAGAUGACGAGUACAUCUGGGGCUUGCAGGAGGAACACUGCAGAAGAAACUCCUUCAAGCCCACCCAUGUUGCCGAGAAGUGGACAGAUUUCUUGCCUCUUUAGCGGCCCAUGGCUGGCAUGAGCUUGCGAGACGCAAAGAGAGCUCGAAAUGGAGUUGAUCCAUGUCACAAUGCGGAGCGCUUACGGGGUAUUCGGGAACUCCUUGUCUCAAAUCGAGGUCAUGCGAGCAGACAGCUUUUUGCUUCAAUAGCAGGAGCCUAAUGCAGACUCUCUGAUGCUAGGCUUUGCGCUUGUUGCAAACUGAGAAAACAAAUGGCUGGAAAACUCAAGCAUGACGAAGCUUCUGUGUCUGAGCGGAGACUCAAAUAUCAGGUGGCUGGGAGCUUCGAUAAGACAUGCUGGUGGAUUGCGGGGGGUUGUCGGCGGAACCGUGGGAAGACCUUACCGGCAAUCCCCUCCAACACUGUCGAUAUGGCUUCUCAAAGCAUCCAGCCCUGGGAGAACAGCUUGGAAUGUGAUCCUGCGCCUGCCAAAGCCACUUCGAAUACUUCCAAGCCUGAGAGAUUAGCGAAUUGCCAUGUGGUCGUCGAACUGCUUCCUUCAUGGACUGUGGAGUUCAGCCACUAUGGAUACUCAAGUUUGAGGAAUCUGGAACAAUGCAGAGCUUUGACAACAGCGCAUUGUCUGCAUUCCUUCAAAGCUAUUAUCGAUUUCGAUUGUUUUACUCCCCUGCAUCGAGGUUUUCAAAAUCCGCAUUAAACUCAAACUUUGAUGGAAGGCUGGGGGGAAUAAUGGUUUACAAAGAAUCCACCGGAACUCUUCACAUGCAGAUGCAGCACAUUGUUGAUCCCCAAUGCGAACUUGCAGCGCCCCUAACCUGCCUUGACAACACUCAUACCUGUGAACGAGAUGGGAUAUCGAAACGAGGUCACAUGAAGUACCCUACCUACCCGAGACAGCAAAGUGCUGCACGGUCUGCCGAAGCUGAGUGACCCCUCUGAUAACGGCAAAACGGCACCAGAUAGCUUGCCAGCACCCAUGGCCACUGGUAGACCUGUCCAUUGCGACUGAUUGGGACAUGUGUAAAUCUCGACCCAGGCCUCUCGUGCCAUUGUCAAGAGCGUACCAGUGUUCAGGACAAGUUUAGUUCAAAGGGUCUCGAUCCCCAUUCUCCUCUACAUACCUAAGACAUGAGCAAGGCAGAAGCCAAAGCUGGUCAUGUGAAUCCUGAUCUGGCAACGGACAUGCAUUGCUAGGCCUCGGAAUGCCAAGCUCGAAAGUGAGAGGUUGAAUGCAUAUGACUUGCAGAUUCAAGCAUACACGAUCUGCCGCCCCUGCAAGCAAUGACAAAUGAAGUGAGCUAGCUGAAGAUUCUUGAGGGGUUUGCACAGUUCAAGGACGGAGUGUACAGCCCUAUGAAUCACCAGUGGCACGCCAGGGCUUAUAUGCAUGUCCUAGCUUGCUGAGCUGGCUCAUCCGUCCGGGGAUUCCAGCGGCCUUAGGCAU
Molecule: messenger RNA, 2770 nt
Organism: Cladophialophora immunda
Lineage: Eukaryota; Fungi; Ascomycota; Eurotiomycetes; Chaetothyriales; Herpotrichiellaceae
Exons: 1
Coding region: 436-1029 (197 amino acids)
Biological process (GO): Mo-molybdopterin cofactor biosynthetic process
Cellular component (GO): cytosol
Source: RefSeq, a predicted model, not a curated record